AUGAUAAUCAAAGGUGGCAAUAUAGCCUGGGCUAAUAUGGGCGAUGCAAAUGCUAGCAUACCCACUCCUGAGCCGGUCAUAUCAAGACCUAUGUUUGGUGCGUUUGGAAAGGCCGGAAGUGAAAACUCUGUUGCAUUUGUCAGCAAGGCUGCUUUGAGAAACGGUCUAAAAGAAACAUAUGGACUCAAGAAGAGAGUUGUAGCACUAUCAAACGUGAGACAGCUCACAAAAUUCGACAUGAAACUGAACGAUGCGCUUCCGAACAUCACUGUGGAUCCGGAGACGUAUGUUGUCACAGCAAACGGUGAAGUGCUUUCUUGUGCACCAGCCAAUUCAGUCCCUCUCUCCCGGAACUAUUUCCUCUUUUAA
This is a messenger RNA of Microthlaspi erraticum, 369 nucleotides long. The record is from the annotation of a GenBank genome assembly. NCBI's taxonomy places the organism in Eukaryota, Viridiplantae, Streptophyta, Magnoliopsida, Brassicales, Brassicaceae.